This is a messenger RNA of Carica papaya (papaya), 1335 nucleotides long. RefSeq names its product ankyrin repeat-containing protein BDA1-like. Gene Ontology annotation, molecular function: protein binding. The record is from RefSeq and is a predicted model, not a curated record. Lineage: Eukaryota; Viridiplantae; Streptophyta; Magnoliopsida; Brassicales; Caricaceae.
AUGGAUCAAAGAUUAAUACGUGCUUCUCAACAAGGGAAUACUGAUGAAUUAUAUGGAUUACUUGAAGAGAAUGGAUAUCUUCUGGAGAGAAUUGAUCAGAUACCUUUUAUUGACACUCCGCUACACAUAGCUGCAUCUGCAGGGCAUGUGGAAUUUGCACUGGAAGUUAUCAACUUAAAACCAUCGUUUGCCAGAAAGCUUAGUCCAAGUGGAUUUACUCCAAUGCAUCUUGCUUUGCAAAAUAGGCAGUUCCAUAUGGUUCUUCAACUCUUGAAAAUCAAUCAAUGUCUUGUUCGUGUCAAAGGGAAGAAGGGCAUAACUCCUUUGCACCAUGUAACUGGAGAAGGAGACACUGAACUUUUGUCUGAUUUUCUUGUUGCUUGUCCUGAAUCAAUCAAGGAAGUUACUGUUAGAAAUGAGACUGCCUUACACGUUGCCGUGGUAAACAAUAGGUUGGAAGCUCUUGAAGUUCUCGUUGGAUGGAUCCAAAGGACUGCUCGUAAAGGUGCUAAAUAUAUGGAACAUGAAGUUGUGAAUUGGCAGAACAAUGAUGGCAACACUGCUUUGCAUCUUGCAGCAGAACGUAAUCAACAACAGUUGCUAAGCGUCCUACUAGGUUGCAGAGCUGUUAAUAGAAACAUCAAGAAUCGAAGAGGCUUGACAGCUAUGGACAUUUCAAGCCAAAGCGGAGGCCAAGAGAAUAGCAGAGAAAUUAGGUUUAUGGUUCGCAAGGCUGGUGGUCUUAAUCUUCCUAAAGUUUCAAGACAGGCUGAGUAUUUUAGAUCAAAAAUUUCACCUACUGAGUCCGUGGCCACAGUCUUAACCCGGAAGAGAAACAAUAUAUCAAGUGAGAAACGCAGUGCGCUACUCGUAGUGGCAGCUCUGAUUAUAACAGCUACAUAUCAAACAGCUCUUAGCCCUCCCGGAGGUGUAUGGCAAGGUAAUAAUCCAGCUAUUUCCAGCACUCCGUCUCCGGAGAAUAACACUACCUUACUGCAUAGUCCGGGGAGCGUAGUCAUGGCUGGUUGGUUUCCAUAUCUCUGGCUUUCGAACUCGUUUGCUCUCUGGGUGUCGAUAUUGUUUACAGCAAUCCUGCUUCCUACCAGUCUCUACAGUAGACUACUACUUUCGGCUCUAUCAUUAUUGUCUGUAUCCUAUACUGUAUCUAUCACAGUCAUAUCCGAGACUGGUUGGCUUUUUAUUCCUUCAUAUCUGCUUUUAGGUUGCUUUGGAAUUACUCUUCCAUUCCUCCAGUUAACUGGACCACUCCAGCGUCUUGAGCAGAGGAUGGGUAAGAACCAGGUAUUGUACUCUGCUUACAAAGUUUCAGAUUGA